CUCAAACUCCAUUGCACGAAUAACGAUGGCUAACGAAAAUAUUUCAGACUUUUACGCUGCUUUCUGCGCAGAACAUGAGAUAAAAAUAAACCCACACAUUUUACAAGUGUUAGAGACGACGACGGAAACGGAGAACACCAUCUUAAAACUGACUGGUAACAACCGCCUGAGAUGUGUUCAGCGACUUGAUGACAAAGAUGUUCUUGCUCUCUCAGAAUGUCUCAGAAACAACAAGAAUGUGGCAGGUCUUGAUGUCAGUUACAAUAACAUAUCAGAUGAAGGGGUUGGACACCUAGCUGACCUCUUACAGCAGGAGGAGAGCUCAGUUCUGCACUCUCUGAACUUGAUGUUCAAUAACAUCCAGACAGAUGGAGCUGAAGUUCUCGCCAAGAGCCUUCAGUGUAACAGCACCUUGGUGUUCCUCAGCCUGUCAGGUAAUAAGAUCGAGAACAGAGGAGCCAUGCAUCUGGCCAGCAUGCUGCAGGUGAACACCAGCCUGAGGGAGCUGGAGCUGGCCAACUGCGACCUGGCCACUCAGAGUGUGAUAGCAUUUGCUAUCAUGUUGAAAAGCAACAAAACUCUUUGCUCUGUUGAUAUCAGCAGGCCACUGCUCUUCAGCCACCAGGAGGAGUGGGCGGUGCACUUCUCUGAGAUGCUGGCAGUGAACAGCAGCCUGGUGGAGCUCCACCUGGGGAAGAUGGGGAUGACGGACACCGGGAUGGAGAGACUGACUGAAGGCCUGCGGCUCAACCACAGCCUGCGCUACUUGGACCUGUGCUGUAACCGAGUGACUCGUGAUGGCAUGCAUCAUCUGGCCAAGCUGUUGAAGCAGAACCUGACCCUGGAGGUCAUAGAUCUGUCGUCCAAUCGGAUUGAAGAUGAAGGUGCUGUGUACCUGAGUGAGGCCCUUACCUGGCCAGGCUGUGUCCUGAGAGAGCUCUCUGUCAGCAGUAACAACAUCAGGACGGAGGGCCUGCUCUCUCUGGCUCAUGCUUUGACAGUUAAUACAUCUCUGAACCACAUUUACAUCUGGGGGAACCACUUGGAGGAGUCUGUCUGUCAGGCCUUCAGCGAUCUGAUCGCCAGCGGCCGUCUUCCUCCAGAGCAGACGGAUGUUAGCGCCUACGAGGUGGAUGGUCAGGUGUUUCUGGCUGAGGUCUUCCACUGUUUGAGGAGACACUAUUGCAGCACAAACAGCCCCGCACCAGAAACAUCCCCCACCUCCGACACUGCAACAGACCUGCUGGCACACCACACUGCCAGCCCUGACUUUACCUCUGCACCACACACUGAGAGUCAGCAGCUUGUUCCCAUACAGUCCUGUUAGGGCUCUCGUUAAUCUCAAAACCUCCUCACACCCACCGGAAUCCCAACAGACUUAAAGAGACCUGACUAUAAUGCACACACAUCAAAUAAACAAACAACACAAUGUAUAUGUGCCAGAAGAAAGAUCUUGUGAACUCUCAAACUUGUGGUGAUAAAAUAAGUCUUCUGAACAA
Molecule: messenger RNA, 1499 nt
Organism: Epinephelus lanceolatus (giant grouper)
Lineage: Eukaryota; Metazoa; Chordata; Actinopteri; Perciformes; Serranidae
Source: RefSeq, a predicted model, not a curated record